CACUUCGUCGGUAGUCGGUGCCCUUCCCUGGAAGAGUACCGCUUGCUGACGUACCUUCCUUUCCACUGGAGAGAGAGAGAGAGAGAGAGAUUCCGGUUCGGGAUCGAGCAGGAGGAGAAGGAGAGACCGGGGAGGAGGAGGACGGGAAGGAGAGGAGCGUGAAGAGAGAGGGAGGUUGAAUUUUGAUGGUAGUGGUCGCGGCCAGAGAAGGCGCAGCAGUGGAUCAUGGGUUUUGCGCAGUCGAAGAUCGAUCAGGAGGAGGCGGUGGUGAGGUGCAAGAACAGGAAGCAACACAUGAAGGACGCGGUAUGCUAUCGCAACGCCUUCGCCGCCGCCCAUUCCCACUACAUCAUGACCCUCAAGAACACCGGCCUCGCCCUUAACGACUACGGCCUGGGCGAGGUCAUCGAUGUCCCGUCUCUGACGACCUCCGCCCCAGUCGACCGCCUUCCGCCUCCGCCUCCCCUGCCCCCCGUGCACGACACCCAGCCAACCCCUCCCCUUCAGAAGGCCCUCAGCAUGCCCGACCUCAGCAUCCCCAAGCCCCCCGUCCACCGCGACGGCCCGAUCCAGGAGGAAGAGGAGGACGAGGAUGUCGAGGAGGCAGAGGACGCCUCUAGCAGCCGCACCCCGGCGACGCCGCCGCCGCCCCGCCCUCCUCCUCCGUCAGUCGACGCCACUCCGCCGCCUACAUCCGAGCGAGGAACUCAGUGGCAGGAAUACUUCUUUCCUGACGCGGAUUCUAUACCAGGAAUGUCCAUGGGCGAUCCCCCUCCGCCGCCCCCGCCAGAGGCCAGCCCCUCGCCUACUCCGCCUCCCGCUGUGAGGGAGAAGGAAAGCAGCAGCUACGGGAAGGCGUCACGCGAUUCAGAGGAUCGGAGGACUAGGGUUGAGGAGCCGCCGUCACAGACGACGCCGGUGAGUACGGUGCUUCCACCCAAGGCUCCGAAGAAGGCGAAGCAGAGCACGCAGCUGGUAGCCACGACCGGAGGGGCUAGGAGGGGGAAGGCCGGCAGCGCCAGCCUGGUCCUGAUCUUGAAGGAGUUGGAUGAUCAGUUUCUCUUGGCCUAUGAGAGCGGGGAUGUGGUCAGGAAGAUGCUUGAGGCUAAUCGACUGCACUACCACUCCAACUUCGCGGAUAAUCGAGGACAUAUUGAUCAUUCUGCAAGAGUUAUGCGUGUUAUCACAUGGAAUCGAUCAAUUAAAGGGAUACAGAACCCUGAUGAUGGAAAGGAUGACUUUAAUGCAGAAGAGGCUGAAACUCAUGCAACUGUACUUGAUAAGUUACUUGCAUGGGAAAAGAAACUUUAUGAUGAAGUGAAGGCUGGUGAGAGCAUGAAAAUUGAGUAUCAAAAGAAGGUGGCGAUGCUAAAUAAGCAAAAGAAACGUGGUGUUGGUCCUGAAACACUUGAAAGAGCUAAGGCUGCAGUAAGUCAUCUGCACACCAGAUAUAUUGUUGAUAUGCAGUCCAUGGAUUCCACUGUCUCAGAGAUUUGUCGAUUGCGUGAUGAACAACUAUACCAGAAACUUGUGGAGCUUGUUAGUGGGAUGGCUGAAAUGUGGGAGAAUAUGCGUGUCAGUCAUAAUAAUCAACUUAGGAUUUCUGGCGAUCUCAAGCACCUGGAUAUCUCAAAUUCCUGCAAAGAAACAAGUGAAUCUCACCACAAGCGCACGGAACAGUUGUGCAGGGUGGCAAGUGAGUGGGGAAAGGAAUUUGAGGAACUGGUGAAAAAUCAGAAGGAGUAUGUACGUGCACUGAAUCAUUGGAUACGACUUAGCUUAGUUCCCACAGAAAGCAGCCUAAAGGAGAAAGUUUCCUCACCACCAAGAGUUGUUGAUCCGCCCAUUAAGAUCCUAUUAAUAGCUUGGAAUGAGGAACUUGAGCAGCUGUCAGAGGAGGUAGCCAAGAAUGCCAUAACAGGCUUUGCCGCUGUUGUAGAUGCUAUUUUUAUGCAGCAAAAAGGGGAGCUCUCUCAGAAGCAGAGGCUGGAGGAUGCCAAGAAAGAUCAUGAGAGAAAGGUUCAGAAUUUUCAAGAUUGGCUGCAGAAAUAUAAACAGAAGAAGGGGCCAGAGGACAUCGACCCUGACAGAGCUGAGGGAGGUGAUGAGAAUGAUGUUGUUAUAACAGAGAAGAAAAGCGUCGUCGAAGCCAGCAAGAUGAGGUGGGACGAAGAGGCCGAAAAGUAUGAGAAGCUCUGCAAGCAAACGAGGGAGAAGUCAUUAGGCAGUCUGAAGACUGGUUUGCCUGGUCUCUUAACUGCCAUGGUUGAAUACGCCCGCUCUUGUGCUGUCGCAUAUGCUAAGAUCCGUCAAAGGGCCCAGCAUACACAGAAACUGACCUGAAGAUCUUGUACAAUUUGUUCUAUAGAAGAGGGCGUUCUUCCUUCAAGUCCUCUAUGCAGAUGAGCAUCGCUGAUCAUGUUUAUAUGUUCAUAAAACGGUCUUAUUAUUUGUCCUGUUGGCAGAGUGGCAGUCCGGAUCCUUCCUUUUGUUAGAAUUAUUAUCAGCAAAAAAUUCCGAGGAAUGGGUAUAUUUUUUUUUCUUUGUUUUUAUUCCUGUUUCCUGUCACCUGCUGUAAUUUGUUUCAACUAGUCAUAUAUUCUAUUUAUCGGAAAAUAUUUGUAUAAA
This is a messenger RNA of Nymphaea colorata (pocket water lily), 2628 nucleotides long. RefSeq names its product protein ALTERED PHOSPHATE STARVATION RESPONSE 1-like. Bases 226 to 2343 code for a protein of 705 amino acids. Lineage: Eukaryota; Viridiplantae; Streptophyta; Magnoliopsida; Nymphaeales; Nymphaeaceae. The transcript is spliced from 4 exons. The record is from RefSeq and is a predicted model, not a curated record.